AUGACAAAACCAACAGCAUCUCAUCCCUUUGAUCCGCUUUCCCCUGAGGAAAUCGCCUUGGUUGUGCAAGCAGUCAAACAUGCCUACGCAGAGAAAAAUGUCAUAUUUCGCGUGGUCACACUCGCGGAACCGCGUAAGGUGGACAUGAUACCCUUCUUGGAAGCAGAACACGCUUCAAAAUCGGCCAUUCCACCAUGCCGGACCGCCAUGGUUCAGUUUUAUCUGGAGAAUUCCUCGGAUUUUCGGGAGAUUCAUGUGGACCUUUCGAGUCUCAAGGUGACAAAGGAGUUGAAGCUUACUGGAAAGCACUCCUACCUUGAUCCGCAACUGAUGGACGAAUGUGAACAAGCGUGUCUGAAAGACGAGCAAGUUCAGGAGGCGAUUAGAGCUCUACAGCUCCCUGAAGGUGCUGUUGUCUGCGUUGAGCCUUGGACAUAUGGCACAGAUGGCAUGCAUGAUAUGUCAAAGCGUAUUCUCAUGUGCUACUUUUACAUGCGACUGAACGAUCAUGGAGAUGCUAAUUAUUACGCAUACCCCCUUGAUAUUUGUGUCGAAAUGACAGACGAUCUGGAUGUGAUAGGGAUCCUUACCCUUCCAUCAGGUUGCCAUGACCGCGUGCAGCCCGCAGCUGAUGGAAUCAAACCAUUCGAUCGGAGGAAAUUGCACAAAUCGAGCGAAUAUCACCCUGAACUUGCCAAAGAGCGGCGUACAACGACUAGGCCGUACCAUGUUGUUCAGCCUGAAGGGCCUUCAUUCAAAACGGAUGGUAAUCUGAUUACUUGGGAGAAGUGGCGGAUGCGUGUUGGGUUCAAUUAUCGUGAAGGGUUGACUCUGCAUGAUAUCACAUAUGAUGGACGUAGCGUAUUCUAUCGCUUGUCUCUUUCCGAAAUGUUCGUCCCGUAUGGUGAUAGCAGGGCUCCAUACCCUCGAAAAGCUGCUUUUGAUUUAGGAAGCAAUGGAGCCGGAGUGAACGCGAAUAAUCUAAAGCUGGGAUGCGAUUGCCUCGGUUCUAUCAAAUAUUUUGACGGGUAUCAUCAUACUAUUUCUGGUGAUCCUCUAAUUCUCAAGAACGCCAUAUGUUGCCAUGAAAUUGACGACGGGAUCCUAUGGAAGCAUACAAAUUACAGAACGGAAAAUGCGGUCGUUACUCGGUCCCGAAUUCUGGCUUUGCAGACGAUCAUCACCGUUGGAAACUAUGAGUACAUAUUCGCUUUCCAAUUCACACAAGACGCUGCUAUCAACUAUGAAGUUCGGGCGACUGGGAUUCUAUCUACGGUGCCGAUUGAUCUUGGAGACUCUGUGCCCUAUGGCACGAUAGUGGCUCCUGGCGUGCUUGCUCCUUACCACCAGCAUCUAUUUUGCCUGCGAAUCGACCCUGCUAUUGGCGGCCAUGCGAACUCACUCAUCGUUGAAGAUUCUGUGCCAAUGCCGUUGGACGAACCCACAGUCCACAACCCCUUUGGCAUCGGUUAUACUACGAGCCAGAGCAUCAUUGACACAGAAUCAUUCCUUGACACGGAUAUCGCAAAGGGCAGGGUAUUCAAAAUAGUCAAUGAAAAUAUCACCAACCCCGUCACUGGGACCCCGAUAGGGUACAAGCUCGUCCCCCAUUAUUCGCAAAUGCUGCUGGCCCAUCCGUCAUCAAUCCAUGCCCGGCGGUCAGAAUUUUGUUCCCACCCAAUCUGGGUUACUAAAUACGACGAUAGAGAGCUGUAUGCGGCGGGUGACCAUACGAUGCAGUCUCUGGGAGGCGAGGGGAUUGAAUCCUGGAUCAAGUCUCGGCCUCACCCUGUGAGCGUGCGUAAUGAGGAUAUCGUGUUGUGGCAUGCUUUCGGGACAACGCAUAACCCUAGGGUGGAAGACUGGCCGGUUAUGCCUUGUGAGAAGAUGCUGGUCUCGUUGAAGCCGGUGAAUUUUUUCGAUAGGAAUCCUGCACUGGACGUUCAACUCAGUACUCAGGAGCGGAAUUGCAGUGUACUUGUUGAGGAUUCUGGAAAGAAAUCUUGA
Uncinocarpus reesii 1704 is the source of this 2007-nucleotide messenger RNA. RefSeq lists its product as uncharacterized. Bases 1 to 2007 code for a protein of 668 amino acids. The transcript has 5 exons. Gene Ontology annotation, molecular function: copper ion binding; primary methylamine oxidase activity; quinone binding. Gene Ontology annotation, biological process: amine metabolic process. Lineage: Eukaryota; Fungi; Ascomycota; Eurotiomycetes; Onygenales; Onygenaceae. The record is from RefSeq and is a predicted model, not a curated record.